AGUUGUUUUCUUCAAUUCAAGUUCAGCGGAUUUUUCUCCUCUUGCUUUAAGUGUUUUCCCCGUUUUCCAAGUGUUUUCUACCAAUUGUUCAUCUAAUUUCAACUCAAAAAUAAGAUAAAAAUGUGUGCUUAGAAUUGUACAGUAUUAAUUUAGUGUAUUUUCCAACAAAUCAACAAGAUUUAUGAAUUUUCUUUCGAAGAAUUCCCCUUGAUAUUUUCCACGGAAUGUCUUUCUUCUCUAUUCCUGAUUGUAUUCUCGAGCAAAAUAUCCAAACAGUGCGAAGCGAUCUUGUGAAAAUGAUGGACAAUGACGAUGCUAAUUUUCAACAAACCUAUUCGAAUACCCAAAAUGUGAUUCGACCCAUUUUGGGUAGAAAGUACUCCCUGCCCCUUCCGGAAACUUAUUCCCGGAAAAUGAGUGCAGACUCGGUGUCUUCUGAUGGAUUGCUUGCUUUUAAGACGACUCUCUUGCCCGAGAGAUCUUCCUACUUCGAUGAAAUCCGUGUUAAAGGGGACACCAAGAGAUUCUCCAGGAGGAACUCUUUCAGUUAUUCUCAGAGAGGAAGAUAUCAUCGUCCAGGGGAGAUGACUCUUCAGUCACUCAAUAUUACUGUGAAAUCUUAUCCUCGACUGAAAGAAAAGAGCUUUGAGCAGAGAUUGAAGAUCAUGGAGGAGAAUCUUCUGAAUUUUGUCAAUCUCUCCAGGAGUUUAAGUAGUCUCUAUCCAAUGGAAUUCUAUCCAGUGGACAAAGAUAUUGAAGUUAAUAGUGAAUUGAGUGAAGAUUUAUUCUAUUUAAUCAAACUGGCCAUUAAUGAGAUGUAUUGGGUUUCCUCAGUUGCAACAGCCCUAAAUCUCAGAGAUAAAUUCCUGGAAAGUUUCUGUUUCCUCCAGCAGGAGUCCUAUCAAGCAAUUAUUGAUGCUCAAAAAUCUGCAGAGUCCAUCCGAUUCGGCGAAGAAUCGCAUGAUCUUAAUGAAUCUAUUGAUGCAAUUAAUUACUGGAUUCGCCAAUUGUAUACUUUUCUUUGGCUAACAUUGCGCCUCUCUGGAAAAAUGUACCAAGUGCAGGAGAGAAAUCUUUUCAUUGGCGUUUAGAGAGAAAAUAAUGUAGAAUUAAUUGAUGCAUCGCACAAGAUGCACCGUAAAUUGCAAAAGUAAUUUCAUUUUAAAGAUCGUUUUUUAAUCUGUGAAAAUACCUUAAAAUUAGGAUUUUAACAAGAAUUUUAGCUCUUUUUCGUUGUUCUAUAAUUAUUCUCUAGUAGUUAUUAAUUUGAGAUUAAACUCAUAAUUCUAAUUUUAAUAAAAUUAAUAAUUAGGUAAAUAAAGUGUCUCAAUAAAAGAAAAAAA
Phlebotomus papatasi is the source of this 1343-nucleotide messenger RNA. RefSeq lists its product as uncharacterized. The record is from RefSeq and is a predicted model, not a curated record. NCBI's taxonomy places the organism in Eukaryota, Metazoa, Arthropoda, Insecta, Diptera, Psychodidae. The coding region runs from base 225 to 1091 and encodes 288 amino acids. The transcript has 6 exons.